Messenger RNA from Penicillium antarcticum, 183 nucleotides. RefSeq lists its product as uncharacterized. NCBI's taxonomy places the organism in Eukaryota, Fungi, Ascomycota, Eurotiomycetes, Eurotiales, Aspergillaceae. The record is from RefSeq and is a predicted model, not a curated record. The coding region runs from base 1 to 183 and encodes 60 amino acids. The transcript has 2 exons.
AUGAGUCGUGUCAAACGGGCAGAGUGCCUUCUAGGCUACGCUUCCGUGUCUAUGUCAGUGAAAUCUACUUUCACCCCAAUCAACGAUGUACCAGCCAAGCGCUGUCUUUUGGGCUAUAUCCACAAAGAGCAAAUCACGUACAUCAGCAGUGCCAGUCCCUGGGUCGCGGAUCAAGACAUUUGA